AUGGUCACUAUCCGUGACCAAACGGCAGGCCCACCCACAGCCGGCCCCUCGGGGCGGAAUCACAAUACAGCCUCUACACUAGACCCGGAUCCAACUCAGGAUCCUUCUGGGCACCUCGGACCAGCAGUUCCGAGCGCCGGACUCAAGCCACUCCCUGCACAGGAGGAAUCAAACGCCGCUGCCUACGAUAAGAUGGUCGCUAUCCGUGACCGCAUGGCAGAACCACCUACAGCUGGCCCCUCCGGGCAGAAUCACCAAACCCCCUCUACACCAGACCCGGAUCCAACUCAGGAUCCUUCUGGGCGCCUCGGACCAACAGCUCCGAGCGGUAAGACCCACCCCAAGCCACGACACAACCAGCCAGACAACCUCAACGGAAGCCCGGUCUCACUUGGGCACCUCGGAAGUAGCGCCCCGAGUGGUAAGUCCCACUCGACCCAAGACCCCCAUCGACCUCCACCCAGCCUCGUCAUGCAGUGGAAUAUAAACGGGUUCUGGAACAACUUUCCUGACUUGGAACUGUUGGUCCACGAGCAACAACCAUUAGUUAUUGCCCUUCAAGAGAUCCACCGGAUCGAUGAGGGAGCAAUGAACAACACACUGGGACGGCAUUCCAAACCUCAACUACCUCCAUUUACCACUCGGUGGCCAUCGGGGUUUCCGCCGAAGUCGCGGCCACCAGGUUGCCAGCAACAGCGAUUUACCGAUCCUCAACGACGGCUCACCAACUUUUAUACGGGACACCACCGAAUCGGCGAUCGACAUUGCCCUCGCCUCCACGAGGAUCGCCCCCCGGUUGCGGUGGCACACUGUCGAGACCCCCACGGCAGCGACCAUACCCCCAUCGUAAUUGCCUUGAGCGAUAAGAACCCGCCGGAAACAACCCGACGUCCUCGUUGGAAAUAUGAAAAUGCCGACUGGGCGGCAUUCCAAGCGGCCGUAGAAGACGAAUUUGAAAACGCGAAGCCUUGCUCAAUGGAAGAGAUUACUUCCGCAAUCGUCCAGGCUGCCGGGCAGGCCAUCCCAAAGACCAGCCCGAAUCCGGGAAAACGAGCCCUCCACUGGGCCAAAGACCGACUCCCGCCGGAUCAUCCGGGAUUAGAGCAAGCCAAUGAAGACUAUAAAGCCGCUCGUAACUCAUGUCGCCAGGAGAUUAGAGAAGCUAAGGAGAGGUCAUGGAAGGAGUUCCUUGACUCGAUCAACGACCAGCAAACGUCUGCCGAGCUUUGGCAGAAGGUCAAUUCGCUUCAGGGAAAACGCCGAACCAAAGGAAGCUGCCUGAACGUGAACGGGUCGCCCACCAGGGACCCACAGGAAAUCUCUGAGGCUCUGGCGGAAUAUUUCCAUGGGCUCUCGGCCAUUGACAAAUACCCUGCUGCCUUCCUCAAAGCACAUCCAUCCCCGCGGACCGCCGUGUCCAGCUUUGCUGUUCCCCCCGAUCGGGACCAGGAGUUUAAUCUCCCGUUUAAACCCCACGUGCUAGAUUUCGCCCUCAGCAGGGCCAAGGGGAAAUCCUCCGGCUGCAAGUGGAGCCUACUACAGGCCAUAAACACCAUGAGCCUGGUAGUCCCGAUCCCCAAAGGAUCUGGACCAGCCAACCAGGUAUCCAGUUACCGACCCAUCGCACUAACCAGUUGCGCCUCCAAGAUAGUGGAGAAGAUGGUAAACCGCCGUCUGGUGGAACACCUCGAAACCAACGGCUACCUAGACCACCGGCAGCAUGCAUUCCGGGCCGGACGCGGCACCGGUUCCUCCCUGGCCGAAUCGGGUCAAACGCUGGACGAUGCCCUAGAAAACAACGAACAUGCCGAGAUCAUUUCCCUCGACUUGGCCAAGGCCUACAAUCGGGCUUGGACCCCUGAUGUCCUAGCAAGCGUUCGAGAGGAAGAAACGGGCGUCCCCCAAGGGUCCGUGAUUGCGGUCACCAUCUUCCUGGUGGCCAUGCAUGGUGUUUUUGAGACCAUCCCGAGGGGUGUCUACCUGAAGGUGUACGCCGAUGACAUCACCCUCAUCGUGAUCGGCGUGCACCCAAAGGCAUUACGAAAGAAGGCCCAAGCAGCCACGAAUGCCGUUGGGAAGUGGGCCGCCAAGGCCGGCUUCGAUAUUUCGGCCACCAAAUCGGCAAGGCUGCACAUCUGUGGCAGCAACCAUCAACUGUCCCGGAAGCACAUUACCCUUAACAAGGAAGUGAUUCCCACAAGGAGAACCUUGAAGACCCUCGGGGUCACCCUUGAUCGGCAUUUGACCCUACAAGCCCACUUCGAAAACGUGAAAAAGAGCUGCGAAACCCGGUUGAAUUUCCUCCGGAGCAUUUCCGGCCGGAGAACCAGGAGCAAUCGGGCCACCCACCUACGGGUCGCCGACGCCGUGAUUUGGAGCCGCCUAACAUACGGCAUAGAAAUUACAUGCCGAGCCCGAGAUCGUCUUAUCAAGGUCUUAGGGCCCAUCCAUAACCUGGCUAUCCGAACGAUUUCCGGUCUUCUACCAUCGAACCCUGCCGACGCAGCAUGCGUCGAGGCCGACCCGGAAAAUGGGCAAGGCUGCUUCCUGAGGGGGCAAGCAAACCUGGCCCUUCAAUCCGUGGCCAACGCCACGCUUCCACCGGUGGCAGGUCUCCACCGGCUCGGGCCGAGAAGCUGGUCGGCCAGGGCACCAGAAAUUGACCGAGCAAUUAAGAACCGCUUUGCGCGGCAAGCUCAACCCCAGGAACUCCAGGCCUUCUUCCUGGAGAGGAUCCGAGGCCGAUACAGCGAAUAUGUGAUCCAUUAUACCGACGGCUCUAAACUGGGCAACCGAGUGGGCAUUGGUGUCCACGGCCAUAAAAGCACCAAGGGACUGUGCCGCACUGGUAGUUACUCCAACAGCGCCAUCUCUGCCAUCGAAAAUGCAAAGUCCAAGCACCCCUUCAUCCAGGACACUCAGGCGGCCCUUGACGCUGCCGAGCACCGGACGGUGCUAAUGUGGGUUCCCGGACACUGCGGCAUCCACGGAAACGAGCGUGCCGACGUCCUAGCCGGCAUUGGCCGGAACAGCCCCUUCCUCACCCGGAAAAUCCCAGCGGACAAUGCCAAGAAAUGGAUCAAAGACACCAUCCGACAAGCCUGGUCCAACGAGUGGAGGCGGAACCGGACCCUCUUCCUGCGAAAGGCCAAACCGACCACAGAACCCGGAGAAGAUCUUCCUAACCGGCGAGACCAAAUCGUCCUGUCCCGAUUUAGGACGGGGCACACGAGAGCAUCCCACAAUAUGGCCGCUAGCAACUCCGGCUUCCGCCGGCAAUGUGAAAAUUGUGACACGCCAAACACGGUAAAGCACUUCUUGUGCGUCUGCCCGGCACUCGGGUUCCUCCGAGAAACCCAUCAAAUCUACGAUAUCCCAAGCUCACUCUCCAAUGACCAAGUCCGUGAGCGGCAAGUCAUCAACUUUUUGAAAGAGGGUGUCCUGUACCACGAGAUAUAA
Messenger RNA from Aedes albopictus (Asian tiger mosquito), 3459 nucleotides. RefSeq lists its product as uncharacterized. NCBI's taxonomy places the organism in Eukaryota, Metazoa, Arthropoda, Insecta, Diptera, Culicidae. Gene Ontology annotation, molecular function: nucleic acid binding. The coding region runs from base 1 to 3459 and encodes 1152 amino acids. The transcript has 8 exons. The record is from RefSeq and is a predicted model, not a curated record.